This is a messenger RNA of Melampsora larici-populina 98AG31, 825 nucleotides long. RefSeq lists its product as uncharacterized. NCBI's taxonomy places the organism in Eukaryota, Fungi, Basidiomycota, Pucciniomycetes, Pucciniales, Melampsoraceae. The transcript has 3 exons. Bases 1 to 825 code for a protein of 274 amino acids. The record is from RefSeq and is a predicted model, not a curated record.
AUGGCGCAAAUGGAAGAAAAUGCUGAACAACUCAGAAGAGCCCACAUCACCCCGAAUGAAGUGUCCGCUUUGCUGUUGGCCAGCCCGACUUUUAACCACAAUCACCAGAAUAUUACGGGUGGAACUCUCUGUCAAUCAUGUAAGACAAACACAAUUGAGUGGACUUAUACAAAAAAAGGGAAAGGCACUUUGAAUUUAGACAUACUCUCUCCUUCAGAUACACGCCAGUCCCGGGGUAUAAAAAGGAAAUUACAGGAUCCUGAAGCUUCCAGCAAUGGAAUGCAAGGAGCCAAAAUUAGCAUCAAGAAUCACAAGUCACCCGGGGAGCUUCAUUUGAUGUCAAAUGUUUUACAAAAAUUUCAAAGACACCUCGAGGCCGUAUUGAAUUUGGGUGAAAGACUUUCACAUUUGGGAAUUCUGCAACCUGGCGACACCCAUUCAAUAAUUUCAAGCUUCCCUCAGGUCCAAUCCCAGACGACGGGACAACUUAAUUUGAGUUUUCAAACUAUAGCAAAGCCAUUAAAUUUGUAUCUGAGGGGAUUAAAGCCCGUGAAACAGGUGGCGGACCGAGAUGAAUACAUCAAUCUAGUCACAGCGUUUAUGAAAAAUUAUAUAGCUUUCAAGGAUUGUGUUGAGUUGGCAUUGAGCUCCGCAGAAAGAUCAUAUUCAAAAGCAACUCAGCCGGUUCAAAAUACCUUAUCCAAGGUAUCUGCUUGCAGUACAACUACUAUCACAGCCCAAGAUGACACAGAGUUGUCCAGUGAAUCAUCAGAAAGUGAUUCCUCAGAGCUUAUUGUCAGAAUGCUGAUCCCCAAUAUGAAAUAA